AGACUUUCAGCAUCACUGUUGGCAGUUGACCUGGGACGGCAAGCUCUGCAUGUGCCCAAAGAAAGACGGUGCCAACCGCGUUCUGGACAUCGGAACGGGGACUGGAAUCUGGGCAAUGGACUACGCGGACGCCCACCCCGAAGCAGUGGUGGUCGGAGUCGACCUAAGCCCUAUCCAACCGGAGUACGUCCCGCCCAACUGCCGGUUCGAGAUCGACGACGUUGAGAAAGAGUGGACCUGGCAGGAGCCUUUCGACUUCAUUUUCGCGAGGCACAUGAACGCAUGCUUCGCCAGCUGGGAAAAGUUUCUCAAGCAGGCCUACGACAACCUGGAACCCGGCGGCUACAUCGAGCUGCAGGACAACGCAUUCCCCAUCCUCUGCGGCGAUGGGACUCUGAAGCCGGACGACCCGAUGGCCCGCUGGUCGACGCUGAUGAUGGAGGGCACGGAGCUCAUCGGGCGCCCGAUCACGGUUCCCGGAGCCUUCCGGCGCCUGCUCCAGGAAGCCGGCUUCGAGGACGUCGUCGAGCACAAGCGCGUCUGGCCCACGAGCCCGUGGCCAAAGGACGAGGCCCUCCGCGAGCUCGGCCUCUGGACCCAGGCCUGCAGCCUCGAAGGCGUCGAGCCCGGCGCCCUCGCCCUCUUCACGCGCGUGCUCGGCUGGACGAGGGAAGAGGUGCUCGUUUUCAUCGCCAGCGUCCGCAAGGAUUUCAAGAACAAGAACAUCCACGCCUACUGGAACGCAUACUCCGUCUACGGAAGGAAGCCUUUGAAGGAUGCCACCUCCUAAGAAAUAGGCUGGAAAGGAUGGAUGGGUAGCGUUUGAUAGGGUUUGGCGGGCAGAACAACGGGGUUGCUCCUUCAGAACUCUCGUUGCAUGAAACGCCUCCCAGCCUUGAUGUACCUUACAUGGAGAAGACACAAUAAUACACCUAUUCUUACUUCCACAAAAAGACAUUCAAUCCUGGGGCCGAUUUUCAAACCAGGUGGUCGUGUACGCGGGCAGCCAUGGCAAAGUGCCAAUGUCCAUGUUGUAAUGAUUCAUUACCAGGACAGUUGGACAUGUGAUAAACCAAAGCGUCUAGUUAUUUAAGAGAGAAGUUGUUGUUCCUCCUAAGUCUACAUACAAGAAGAUUUCCAAGUAGAAAUACCAUUAGUUACAUAGGUCUAUCUUGUAGUAAUCUACAUGUGUAGCGCUUACUACUAUACUAGUACAAGC
Colletotrichum navitas is the source of this 1219-nucleotide messenger RNA. RefSeq names its product S-adenosyl-L-methionine-dependent methyltransferase. The transcript is spliced from 6 exons. Gene Ontology annotation, molecular function: methyltransferase activity. The record is from RefSeq and is a predicted model, not a curated record. Lineage: Eukaryota; Fungi; Ascomycota; Sordariomycetes; Glomerellales; Glomerellaceae. Bases 50 to 790 code for a protein of 246 amino acids.